AUGUCCGGACGUGGAAAGGGAGGAAAAGGUCUCGGAAAAGGAGGUGCCAAGCGCCAUCGCAAGGUCCUUCGUGACAACAUCCAAGGAAUCACCAAGCCAGCUAUUCGCCGUCUCGCUAGAAGAGGAGGAGUCAAGAGAAUCUCGGGACUCAUCUACGAAGAGACCCGUGGAGUUCUCAAGGUUUUCCUUGAGAACGUCAUCCGUGAUGCCGUCACCUACUGCGAGCACGCCAAGAGAAAGACCGUUACCGCCAUGGACGUCGUCUACGCUUUGAAGCGUCAAGGAAGAACCCUCUACGGAUUCGGAGGAUAA
This is a messenger RNA of Caenorhabditis remanei, 312 nucleotides long. RefSeq lists its product as uncharacterized. The record is from RefSeq and is a predicted model, not a curated record. Bases 1 to 312 code for a protein of 103 amino acids. Gene Ontology annotation, molecular function: DNA binding; protein heterodimerization activity; structural constituent of chromatin. The transcript has a single exon. Lineage: Eukaryota; Metazoa; Nematoda; Chromadorea; Rhabditida; Rhabditidae. Gene Ontology annotation, biological process: nucleosome assembly. Gene Ontology annotation, cellular component: nucleosome.